This is a messenger RNA of Saccostrea cuccullata (small rock oyster), 2510 nucleotides long. RefSeq names its product tripartite motif-containing protein 3-like. The transcript has 4 exons. Gene Ontology annotation, molecular function: ubiquitin protein ligase activity; protein binding; zinc ion binding. Gene Ontology annotation, biological process: proteasome-mediated ubiquitin-dependent protein catabolic process; protein polyubiquitination. The record is from RefSeq and is a predicted model, not a curated record. Bases 72 to 1847 code for a protein of 591 amino acids. NCBI's taxonomy places the organism in Eukaryota, Metazoa, Mollusca, Bivalvia, Ostreida, Ostreidae.
UGUUUCCGUACAAAUGCAGAGACCAGCGAAGCGUCAGCGCGGCCGCCAUUACUGCACAUCAAGAUUGAGUCAUGGACCCCCGUACCAGUGCCCAGGACAUGAUGCAAUGUGACCUGUGUGAGACCGCUGUGAUACAGAUGCACUGUGAUACAUGUUUUGUCAACCUGUGUAAGGCCUGUGUGGGAGAACACUUUUCUGCUGAUCUCUCAAAACCUCAUAAAAUUGUUCACUUUAAGAACAAAAAUAAGUCUACUCUUAUUCACCCCAGAUGCACGUCUCAUGAAGAAGAAACAUGUAAGAUAUUCUGUACCCAUUGUGAUGUUCCUAUCUGUACUAUUUGCCUUGCCUCGGAUCAACAUCUCGGACAUAAACUAGCAAGGAUCCUGGAAAUUCGAGACAAGAAAAGGGAUAAACUCAUCAAAGAACAAACUGAACUGAAAGAAAAGAUUUAUCCAAACUACCAGGUCAUUGCCACUGAUGUACAAAACAGAAUGAGUCAGUUAGAAAAGGAAUAUGGAGAUCUCUCAACAGCCAUAACAAAACAUGGAGAGGACUGGCACAGAGAAAUUGACAAACAUGUCAAGAAACUUAAAGCUGAAGUUGAUGAGAUGAAAAACACACAGUUACAAACUCUACAGAAUUAUCUGGAUGGAAUAAACAAGACAAUGUCUGACAUCAAGGAUGAAAUCAAUUCAGUUGAUAGUGUUCUGGAAUCUACAGAUAUUUCAAGCCUAUUCAGUGUGCCUUCCACCCUAGAUAGGUAUACAAACCUUCCAAGAAAAAUUACAGUCACCAUUCCUAAAUUCAUCCCAAAGAAAUUGCAGGCAGACCAACUGUUUAGUCUGGAAACAAUUUCGUUAAAAUCAGAUGAACAUGACGACAGCAUGAAGACAACUCAGAAAUCACCAGAAGCUGUAUCCUCUCCUCCAGUCAAACAGCUGCUUGAUGAACCAGAGACUGUCACCACCAUACACACUGGAUAUACAGAAGCUGGAUCCUCUCCUCCAGUCAAACAUCUGCUUGAUAAACCAGAGACUGUCACCACUAUAAAAAUAGACAUACAUUUUACGUUGCUUCCAUUCCUUUACUAUGUUGCCUGUCUGAGUGAUGAAGAAAUCUGGACAAGUGGAAAUGACAGAACCAUGAAACUCUACAGCAUCAAUCAGGGAUCACUACUCAAGCCAAUCACAACCAAGUCAGGGAACGAUCCAACUGACAUAGCAGUGACAAAAAGUGGAGAUCUAGUUUAUACAGAUUACCAUGAUAGAAUUGUGAACAUUGUGAAGAAUGAGAAGAUAGAGGAGGUGAUCAGACUACAGAACUGGAGACCUAAAGGUAUCUGUAGUACCUCCUCUGGUGACCUCCUGGUUAUCAUGGAAAGUGAUGAUAUCAAACAAACAAAAGUUGUCUGUUACUCUAGCUCCACAGAGAAACAAACCAUUCAGUUUGAUGAUAAAGGUAAACCUCUCUAUUCAUUUGGUCGUUUUAACACAUACUGCAUAACAGAGAACAGGAACCUGGAUAUCUGCGUGUCUGACAGUGGAGCUAACGCAAUAGUGGUGGUCAAUCAGACCGGGAAACUGAGAUUCAGGUACACUGGACAUACUCCUGCUCCAAAGAACGAACCAUUCAAUCUACGAGGAAUCACCACAGACAGUCAGAGUCACAUCCUUACAGCUGAUUAUUAUAAUGAGUGUGUCCACAUCAUAGACCAGGAUGGACAGUUCCUCCGUUACAUACACUGUGCACUGAGUAGACCCUGGGGUCUGUGUACAGAUACAAAUGACAAUCUGUAUGUUGCUCAGUAUGGAAACAGACAAGUGAAGAAAAUCAAGUAUCUGCAGUGACUGAGUAAUCCCGAGGGACUUUGUACCGAUACAAAUGACAAUCUGUUACUCAAAGGAGUAAUAAUCAAGCAAUGAAAAUCAAGUAGAGUGAAGUCCUGCAAGUGAAGUUAUGUAGCAGUGUAAUACAUAUUUACAUAGGCCACUGAAUAUUUAUUUCUACAAUAACAAUACAUGUUUCUUAAAUUGCUGAUUUUAAACCAGUAUACAUGUUUUAGAUAAAUACUUCACCGGUGAAAAUAUGUAUUUGUACUUUCUUAAACAAAUUGCCCACAAAACAACUACCAAGCUAAGUAACUAUAAAGAUUUUUGUUCAUUGUCUAACAUGUCUUAAGCUGGGAUUUUUUAAAACAAUUUUAUUUGUUUGACAUAUUUAGUUGAAAUAUUUUUCUCCUUUUCUUAUCAUACAUUUACCAUUAUCAAAAAUAGGCUUUAUUUGUUUCAAUUUUCAUCCAACUUUUUAUUUUUUUUUAACUAUUUUUUUUUUUAUUUUAUUGUCUUUUGUUGUUUUUUUUUUAUUAAAUAUAAAUAAACAAUGUCAUUCAUAUGAUGAGAAUCAGCAACAUGAUAACCAUGAUUACCUUGGUGUCUAACUUGCAUGUAUAAAGUAUGCUAUUGUAUAUUAAAUGCUAUAUCUAAGGUUCAACAUUGUAUGUCUGAACUCUU